AUGAAUCCCGCAGAAAAUAGCGCACCCGCAGACUCAGAAAAAGCAUCGAAGCGCCGUAAAUCGGCCAUUAUGCAGGAGUCUGAUUUCGAGCUUCUGCAGGCCAUGGUGGACAUCAAGCCUUUCUCCUCCCCCAUUCGAAAGAGAGAAAGUAUGUGGCAGAAAGUUGCGGACAAAAUAUCUAAACCCAACAAAGUCAGAACCAGCAAGUACGGCCGUGACCGAGUGCGAACUUUGUUGGUGGAAUACAGAGCUAAAAAGACUCCUAGUAUUGAUCCGACUGGUGAUGAACAACAGCCUGAGCCGACCGAAUAUCAGUUGCUACUUGAAAGUGUCUCAGCGGCUGAAGAAGAAGGCAAAAACAUGUCAGAUGCUCAGAAAGAAAAAGAGUCUCACAAUGUGGAGUUGAUAGAAAGACUGGAAGACGACGCCAAGAAGAAACUGUCGAAGAAAUCAGCCACUAUGAAGCCCGCCGACGCCAUGAAGAAGAACACCCAGAACUGUACACGGCCAGCGGGACUCCUGUCAAAAAAUGGAUGAAGCGUGUAGUUCAUUCGCCUUGGAAAUUCGCAGGAUCGGGAUCCGCAAGAAAAAAUCGGGACAACUUACUCCAGGAGAAAUUUCGAUCGGAUGCAGAA
Molecule: messenger RNA, 635 nt
Organism: Paramacrobiotus metropolitanus
Lineage: Eukaryota; Metazoa; Tardigrada; Eutardigrada; Parachela; Macrobiotidae
Exons: 3
Coding region: 1-537 (178 amino acids)
Source: RefSeq, a predicted model, not a curated record